This is a messenger RNA of Anneissia japonica, 2497 nucleotides long. RefSeq lists its product as uncharacterized. Gene Ontology annotation, molecular function: protein binding. NCBI's taxonomy places the organism in Eukaryota, Metazoa, Echinodermata, Crinoidea, Comatulida, Comatulidae. The record is from RefSeq and is a predicted model, not a curated record. Bases 1 to 2475 code for a protein of 824 amino acids. Gene Ontology annotation, biological process: signal transduction. The transcript is spliced from 13 exons.
AUGGUAUCUUUUGCCGUCGUUUGUGUGGUAUUUAACCUAGAAGAUGAUCUUGACGCUCCCGCUAAUGUCAGGGAUCCGACUACCGGUGAAAUGUAUCAACAUCGAAUGACAUAUCUUCAGUUCAUUCUGUACUGGAUUCGUUCAGUUUACACCAACAGUAGAGAUUCAGAAUUGGAUGAUGGGCAACAUUCACCGCCAGUACUAGUGAUUGGUACGCACUUAGGCAGCCUCGAAGGGAAUGAAGAGGAAAAGAAAAGAAAGGCCGAAGAAAUAUUCAAUAAAAUUCGGAAAGCAUUGGAAAGAAAACCUUAUGAAGCAUUGGUGUUCCCUACUUUCUUUGCUAUUGAGAACAGCUUACCAUUUGCCAAGAGCAACGCUUCUAACAUCAUGGACCAAAUAUUAAAGUUCGCAAAGAAGAUGGUUAGAAAACUACCUUUAAAAUGGUUGCUUGUUCUACAGGAAAUCCAGAAGUUGAAAGUAAAGCAUAUCUAUCUACCAACCAAGAAGGUGAUUGCUUUGGUUGAGCGGUGUGGGGUCAAACAAGAUGCUCAAAGGGUGCUGCUUGAGUAUUUACACGACCUUGGUGAGAUUCUUUACUUUCCUGAUGACAAAGCCUUGAGGGAUAUUAUUGUUUUAGAUGUGAUGAAAUUAGUCAACAUGUUUAAAACAAUAAUCACCGUUAUUGAUCCAAAGUUUAUGAAACCAAUGCACAGAGAAGCCUGGAGGAGAUUGGACAAGGGGAUCCUAGAGGAGCAUCUGUUAAGGCACCUAUGGAAGGAGUUCAAUUUUUCAGAUGAGAUGUUUGACUUCUUUGUAUCUCUCAUGCAGAAGUUUGGGCUGGUGUGUGAGAAAAACAUUACAAUGGGUGGUGAACGUAUUUUCUACGUUCUUUCGCGCUUGAAGCCUAAACGAAUACAUGCCACACAAACUAAGGAUUACGGGAUUUGUGCAGUUUCCAUCUUUCAUGAUUUUGGCAACUAUCUACCUGACGAUGUUUUCCAGCGUGGAGUAACUAAGUUCAUUGAGAGAUUCCAAGUAAAAGACGAUGAGCCUAAACUCUCUUAUGAGCAUGUGGAGGUGAAUAUCGAUGAACUUCACCUCGUGGUUUUGAGUGUAGCCUCAAUCAAGCAUCGUCGUAUGUUUAAGACAACAAUCAUCAGACGAAAUAUUUUCAAUGCCGCUCAGCUUACCCAGGAAGAUGAACCAUCGCCGAGAGUGUGUAAGAAGGUGUUGACAUUCCUCGAAAGAGAACUAAAGAUUUGUCAGAGCGGUGCAAGGGGCGUGGCAUUAACAAGGUACAUUGCUUGCGAUUGUAGGGACGCUCACAUGCAUAUUGUGCGCCAAUUUGACAUGGAUGUGUUGCCAUGUGGAAGCAAUGGAAUGGAAGUGACGCGCUACCGCAGACUAUUUGAAGUCCAACCCCGUCGGAGAGGUUUUUUUGCUCGUUUAGGCAAAAGUGCUAGAAAUAGGUUUGACAAUCUAUUUGCUCACCAACGACAGCACACAGACAAAGCUAACAUGCUAAAGCAAGGUUUUGUAGAUGACGCCAUCAUUGCGACUGUAUCUGAGGAAAUGAACGACAGCUGGAAAGGUUUUGGUGUCCGUUUAGGUGUUUCAUGGGCUAGAGUUAAACAGUUUUGGACUGAAGAACAGCGGGACUCACAAAAAGCUAUCGCUAAUAUGAUGAAGUAUUGGAGGAACAAUGUCAACAAUGAAACGCAUCAACUGAAAGUGUUGUGCACUGCUUUGAGGCAACAUGGGUGUAAAAGUCUAGCUGGGGAAUUAUUCAGUGGUGAUCUCGGCGACGAAAUUCUGUCCUCAGCCAAACAUGAAGGAAAAUGUUUUAAUGAUCAAGAUUUGCUGUUCAUCUGUGACAAACUGGAUCCCGAAUCAUGGAGGAGACUGGGAGUGCGUCUUGGACUUGAAUGGACCGAUAUAAAAAAGGUAGCAAAAAACAACAGACUGGUUGAAGACCGCAUCAUGGAAUUGCUGGUUACUUGGAGGGAUGACCAAUCAAAGUGCCAACAAGUACCAAUCAUGGUGAAUGCUUUGAGACAACAGCAGCUUGUUGUACUUGCACAACGUGUAUGUGAAAAGCAUGGUUACAGUGACGAGGCAGAAGUUGCACCAACUCAGAUAAAUCUGCCGCAAAUUCAAACGCAAGGGCAAGGUUGCUUAUAUGAUAUUGACAUGGUGUUUAUCUCUGACAAACUUGAUGGCAAUGAUUUGACAAAUUUCGGCAUCUACCUUGGUAUGGAGAAACAUGAAAUAAAUGGAUUUAAAUCAGACUUUUCACCACCAAUUGUAGACGCCUAUAUUGAAAUGUUGGUACAGUGGCGAGAAAGACAGGAAGCUGAAGUAAAUCAUCUCAAAACAAUUAGUGAAGCACUGAACAAACUUGAACGAAUAGAUAUAAAGGAAGAACUUGAGUCAUACUACCAGAACAAAUAUGAAAAAAUUGAAGCAAAGGUGUAAAGGAACAUUUUAAAGAUAACAG